Molecule: messenger RNA, 3388 nt
Organism: Amyelois transitella
Lineage: Eukaryota; Metazoa; Arthropoda; Insecta; Lepidoptera; Pyralidae
Exons: 1
Coding region: 159-2273 (704 amino acids)
Source: RefSeq, a predicted model, not a curated record
GUGUAAAUAAUAAUAUUUAGUUGAGCUUAUCUCGCAAACGCAAACUCUUAUAACUCUCAAGUUGACUUGUUUGGUUUGUUGUUGUUGAAUUGUAAAAAGGUGAUAAAAAGUGAUAAGUUCUUAUAAAUUGAAAGUGUAUACUAUAAUCAAGAAGCAAAAUGUCGUUCUUCAAGAAUGUAGCGUCAGGUUUCAACAUUCGCAGUCAUGAUACAAUAAUUAAGGAAUCAUUGAUAAAUAAUUUAUCUGAAUGCGUCAAAGAUAUACAAUACAACAAUCAAUUUGAAGAAAAUUUCCACAGCGUUUUGGGUUCCACUGAUUCAACUAACACAUUAUGCAGUGCUUUAGAAGCAGUAUUUUUACAUGGGCUGAAAGACACAUUUUUGAAGAAAGCUAAAAACGCAUUUUCUGGUGAUUCAGACCAGCGUCCACAACCUAACUUUUGGCCUCUUAUUCUUGUUCUAUCACACAGGCAGAAUAUUGACCAGAUUUCCUCAUUGCCCCAAAUCAACACAGAAAUAGGUCAGUGUAGAGCUUGGCUCAGAAUAGCCCUCAAUGAAUGCCUUUUAUCUUCUUAUAUGUCGACAUUGUUACGGAAUAUGUCUGCAGUUAAACCAUUUUAUAACAGAAACGCAUUUGUUUUUGACACAGAAAUAUUAGAAGUUGCACAAAAAUUAAUUGAAGGAUUGGAGUCAUGUGUCCAAUUUAACUUGCCUAUAAAUUCAAGCUUGUUAAAUCAAUGGCCAGAACAAGUUUUGAUGCUGGCAGGUAUUUGGGUUCCUAAGAUAAGAGUUGCUCCAAUCAGCACUGCUCUAGAUGUUGCAAGUACAAUAAGUGAUGAUGUGAAACCAAAAUUAGCAUCUACGCCAACACACACCUCUAAUAUUACAGGUUUGGGUAGGAUGUUAGCUCUAAAUGAAGAUGAAGCAUUAGAUUUCAUUUUGUCAAAAGACAUCAAAGAUAUAACAAGUACACCAUAUGAUGAAGAACAAGAAGUUGAUACAAAUUUAGAGUCGCCUCCAUUAGCAGCUGCUACUGAGCCAGAAAUUUUUCACUCAGAUAUUCCAUCUACAAGUAAAGAACAAAAACUUUUCUCACCUGUGUCAUCAUCAGUCAACUCGGAUGAUUUUAUAGCUCCAACUGAUGUUAUAGUUACUGGUAACUCACUCACUGGGAAGGGAUGGUUGAAUGAAGCUAUUGAUGAUUUGAAUACCUCCAUCCAUUCUAAUUCAUCACAUGGAAGCAGCAUGAUAAAAACUCCAGAAUUAAAAAGUUUAUCUUCUUUAGUUGAUAAUUCAAAUCCUUUUGGAGAAGCGUUUGCUUCUAAUACUCCAACAUUACGUGACAUUAUAAAAGAUAUCCAAGAUGAGUUUAAAAUCACUGAUGACACUGACAUAUGUGAAAUUCCUCAAGAAACAGUGAGUCCUGAAGAUCCCUUGCUGCAAGGUCUUGAUUUUGAAGUUGUACCAAAUUCAAUGUCAACUUCAUUUACAGUUCAAGAAUUACAGAAGAUGAUACAACAAUUAGGAGCUUUGUCUAGGGAACAAGGGCUCGAUCAUCAAAAUUAUAAGUGCAAAGCAUGCCAAGAUCUACUUGGCAGCACCAUCUCCAAGGCCAAAGUAUGUGCUUUUACUGGUGAAUAUUACUGUUCAAACUGUAUGGAUCCUAACAUCUUCAUUAUUCCUGCUCGUGUGAUACAUAAUUGGGACUUCAAAAGGUAUUCAGUUUCAAAGAAGUCUGCACUAUUUUUAUUAGAAUUUCAACAUCACCCUUGGAUAGAUAUGAAAAAACUAAAUCCUAAGAUUUAUUGUGGAGUGUCAGACAUGGCACAGUUACAAGAGUUAAGGAUACAAUUGAACUUUCUGAGAGCAUACAUUUUCACUUGCCGAGAACCUGUUAUUGAAGAGUUACAAAAGAGAGUCUGGCCGAGGGAAUAUUUGUAUGACCAUGUACAUUUAUACACAAUUGCUGACCUAGCACAGAUACCUAAUGGGUCACUAGCAUUACAAUUGGAGAAAGUAGUUAGCUUCGCCAAGGGACAUGUGCUAGAUUGCUGGCUCUGCAGCCAAAAAGGCUUUAUAUGUGAGGUGUGUCGAGACCCCAAAGUCUUGUACCCAUUUGAAACAGGGACCACAUAUAGAUGUGAUGAAUGCUCAAGUGUAUUUCACAUCAAUUGUUUAAAUGAAAGUAUGCCUUGUCCCAAAUGCAAAAGGAUAAAAAACCGUACAAAUGAGUCCUCAUUGGUUGAUGCUGUUCAUGCUCAUUUUAACAAAUAGAUAAUAUGUAUAUUCUAUCAGACUUUAUUUUAUUAUUACUAGGGUAAAUUGUUAAAAUCAGCUGUUUUAUCUGUAUUUUUCUUAAGACUAAGUUGAAUUUUAAUUAAAGUGACAUACAGUCAUUACAUAGAGAAUGAGAUGUGCACAAUUUUGUUGAAUUUAUACGUCCUCAGACCAAGCACUAAUUGCCACUAGACUAAUUCAUGAACUAUUUGUUAGUUCUAUUUAAUUUUGCUACAACUUCUGGAGAAAAGUGUUAAGUUCCAUUAUUGACUUUGUGUAUAAUAACCAUAAGUCCAUUUAUCAAUAGAAUAAAAGUUAAGUCAAGGUGUGAGUGAGUACCGACACUACCGAUAUUUUCAUGUGUUAGUUCUCCUUGAUUUAUAUUACUUAUGUCAAUCAAUAAAUGUUUGUGAUAAAAUAUUAAAUAAAAUUUAAAAUUUGAAUGCUAUUUUAGUUAUAGCAAUUUAUAUUAUGCAUAUUGUAUAUAAGAAACAGAAAAAAAAAACAGAAGUAAUUAAAGCAAGUUCUAUUGCUAAGUUUAACAGCAAAUUCUAUUAUUUUUGUGUGUUAAGUAUUGUUGCGUGCAAAAAAUAAAAUCAUUUUAACCUUCAAAAUGCAGAGAAGGCGAUGGAGAUGUUUCAUCUCCUCCAAGCCAAGCCAAGAGCCACAAUAUGGCAUCCCCAAUUAUUUUGUUCUUGUACUAACAUACUGAGCGAAACUGUUUCUGUGGAUGGACAGACUGACAGAUAAGAGGUAAGGAUUUCCUUAUAACUAUGGAAAUCAAAAAGGAUCGUGAUAAACCAAACAAAUCUUGUAUUAAAAUAUAUGAUUUAUUUUUACUUACGUGUAUUAGUAUGCGCUAAGCUUACUCCCAAUCAAUAAUCUUUAAAAUAAGUAAACAAUAUUUUGGCAAUUAGUAAAUACUAAUUUCAAAUAUAAACUUAAUUUAAAAAAUCACAUUAAGUUUGACCAAUUUUAAGUUAAUAUAAAAAUACAUGUACCCUUUUAACCAUUCUAGAGGUAUGAUAUCAGUCUUUCCUGUAUGUUCUGUGUCUGGCUUGAUUGAUCAAUAUUUGUUUUGACUGGGAAUAAAUUAUUUACAUUAUACAAAA